AUGUCCGCAGACCACACACAUCGAGUCCAUGAUGCCGAUACUCAGCACCAACACUGGAAACCGCCGGUGUCGGAAGACUACCCGGACUUCCGAGAGUACCCAGAACUUCACGUACCACGAAGACGCCGUAUCCCUAUCAUUCCUGACCUCCGGCUCGAGCAAGGCUUCUCGAAAAUGAUGCAGCCAUACAUUCACGUACUCCGCGACCCCGCAAAUGACAAGGGACAGGAAAUAGCAUCCGAGGGUCUGGGCGGAGCGGUAUCGAAUGAGAUUAUUGAAAUACAGUGGGGAAGGGUUGCUUGGAUCACAGCGAGGGAGUCUAUUAUCAGUCCGUUGAUACAAGGGUCCAUCAGGAUACAAUUCCCUGUAAGCAAUUCUACCACACCGACGGUAACUGCCGUGGUAGUUCGCGUGGUCUCUGGGGCAGCGCGCUGA
Postia placenta MAD-698-R-SB12 is the source of this 435-nucleotide messenger RNA. RefSeq lists its product as hypothetical. The transcript has 2 exons. The record is from RefSeq and is a predicted model, not a curated record. Gene Ontology annotation, molecular function: mitochondrion autophagosome adaptor activity. Gene Ontology annotation, biological process: mitophagy. The coding region runs from base 1 to 435 and encodes 144 amino acids. NCBI's taxonomy places the organism in Eukaryota, Fungi, Basidiomycota, Agaricomycetes, Polyporales, Adustoporiaceae.